This is a messenger RNA of Cutaneotrichosporon cavernicola, 585 nucleotides long. RefSeq lists its product as uncharacterized. NCBI's taxonomy places the organism in Eukaryota, Fungi, Basidiomycota, Tremellomycetes, Trichosporonales, Trichosporonaceae. The transcript is spliced from 3 exons. The record is from RefSeq and is a predicted model, not a curated record. Bases 1 to 585 code for a protein of 194 amino acids.
AUGCGCCUCUCCGCCUUCGCCUUUGCCACUAUCGCCUCGUCUGUCGUCUCGGCGCGCAUCACCCGUCGCGACGAUAUUGACGACUACAACUUCCCGCAGGAGUGCUCGACGCAGUGCUCCAAUGUCGUCCAGUUCCGUGACAACUGCGUUGCCAAGAACAUGGAGAUUGACGAUGACAACAACAACAACGACAACGACAGUGACUCCGAUGACUCCGACUCCGACGACGACAACGCCGAGUGCCACGUCUGCCAGCUCAUGGCGGUUCCGGGCAUGGCCGACUGCAUGACCUGUCUCAACGGCCUGCCGAACAAGUCCGAGGACACGCGCGACGUCCUCGAGGACCUCCAAGAGGCGCAGGGCAAGUGUGCUAACUCGACGACUCUGAACGGUGGCGCGAACCAGACUAGCAGCGGCGCCACUCAGGCCGGCGGCGCCACUCAGGCCGGCAGCGUCACUCUGGCCGGCAGCGCCGCCGCCUCAUCGGUCUCAGGCCCCUCCACUACGCCUGCUAGCGGCUCAUCCGCCCGCGGCCUCAGCGGUGUUGCUGUCGCCGCGGCGGUUCUCGCUGGGGUCUCCCUCUAA